GUUAAGCCAGUCGACCGGGUGAAGCAAUUACCGGGGGUCCGAAAUUUAACCCACUCCUUUCUACCUUCACUAGCACAGUGUGCCAGGUGUGUUCUGCAGAGUAGGACCACUCCAACCAUGCUAUGGACCUUCUCCAUCUGCCUCCAGCUGGGGGCACUCUCCUGGGCAGCACCGCUCACAAGGUCCGGCAGUGGGCCCCGAAACAAGCUCUUACUGAUCUCCUUUGAUGGCUUUCGUUGGGACUACGAUCGCGACGUGGACACGCCUCACCUGGACGCCAUGGCAGCCGAGGGAGUGAAAGCCACUUAUGUCACCCCACCAUUCCUGACCAUCACCAGCCCCACGCACUUCACCUUGCUCACAGGGCAGUACAUUGAGAACCAUGGAGUCAUACACAACAUGUGGUUCAACAUCAGCACCCAGCAGAGGAAGCCCUACUACCCAACACAGUUUGUGGAUGAGUGGUGGGACAAUGGCAGCCUGCCCAUCUGGAUCACAGCCCAAAGACAGGGUCUUAAGGCAGGUUCGCUUCACUUCCCUGGUACGGCAUCAAGCUACCAAGGUCAGAAGGCACUGGUGGGCGAGGUGGAGCCCGCUUUAUAUGACUACUCCAAUGAAACGGCCUGGCGGGAGAAUGUGGACAAAGUAAUGGGCUCCUGGUUCACCAAACUUGACCUGGACUUUGUUUCCUUGUACUUUGGUGAGCCUGACGGCACAGGACACAAGUACGGGCCAGACUCACCUGAACGCAAGGCCAUGGUCAGGCAGGUGGACCGCACGGUAGGCUACCUGCGUAGCUCCGCCCAGUCACACGGGCUUACUGAGUGGCUCAACAUCAUCAUCACAGCUGAUCACGGCAUGAGCUCCAUUCUGAGGGGCGGCCAGGUCAAUCAGAUCCUCCUUUCCAAGAUUCCCGGCUUCUCCUUCCGUGACUUGGACUUUCAGCUGCUGGAUUAUGGGCCGGUUGGCAUGUUGCUGCCCAAGGAAGGCCUACUGGACAAGGUAUAUGCUGCCCUGAAGGGGGCGCACCCACACCUGCAUGUGUACAGAAAAGAGGAGCUACCAGGUCACAUGCACUACUCAAAGCACCCACGCAUCCUGCCCAUCGUGCUAAUCGCUGACCCUGGAUAUGUCGUCAAUGGGCUACUCCCCGUGCAGUUCAACAAAGGCGAGCACGGCUUCGACAACCAAGCCAUGGACAUGAAGCCAUUCUUCCGGGCCGUGGGGCCCGACUUCCAGCAGAACCUAACGGUGGAGCCCUUCGAGACGAUCCACAUCUAUGCCCUAAUGUGCCACCUACUGGGCAUCAUCCCAGAGAAGAACGAUGGUCACCUGGAUGCCACCCGCCACAUGCUGGCGUCUGGCCAGCAAACUGAACCACCUGGAGGUCAGGAUGGGUCAGCCAGUAUCUUAAUCGGUCUGGGAGUCGUCGCUGGGGUUCUGGUUAUCGUGUUUGCGGUCGUCGUAUCUUAUGCCAGGUACCGCCGGCGAAAGCCAAGGGAGAGCUCUGAGGAAGCCAAUGAAAAUGACGUCCAAAUCAAGCAAUCUACCAUGUGA
Messenger RNA from Brienomyrus brachyistius, 1557 nucleotides. RefSeq names its product ectonucleotide pyrophosphatase/phosphodiesterase family member 7-like. Lineage: Eukaryota; Metazoa; Chordata; Actinopteri; Osteoglossiformes; Mormyridae. The record is from RefSeq and is a predicted model, not a curated record. Bases 118 to 1557 code for a protein of 479 amino acids. The transcript has 6 exons.